This is a messenger RNA of Cervus elaphus (red deer), 5742 nucleotides long. RefSeq names its product multifunctional ROCO family signaling regulator 1 (gene MFHAS1). Gene Ontology annotation, molecular function: protein binding. The coding region runs from base 1 to 3153 and encodes 1050 amino acids. The record is from RefSeq and is a predicted model, not a curated record. The transcript has 4 exons. NCBI's taxonomy places the organism in Eukaryota, Metazoa, Chordata, Mammalia, Artiodactyla, Cervidae.
AUGGCAGGGACGGACAGCGGGAACCUGAAGACGGUGAGGCUGUGGCGGGACGCCGCCCUGCGCGCCAGGAAGCUGCGGAGCAACCUGCGCCAGCUCACCCUCAGCUCGGCCGGGGGCUGCCCGGGAACCGACCAGCUCGACUCCCCUGACGCCCCCCAGCUCGUGCUCCCGGCCAACAUCGGGGACAUUGAGGUGCUGAACCUGGGGAACAACGGCCUGGAGGAGGUGCCCGACGGGCUGGGCUCGGCGCUGGGCAGCCUCCGCGUCCUGGUCCUGCGCCGGAACCGCUUCGCCCAGCUGCCUCUGGCAGUGGCCGAGCUGGGCCACCACCUCACCGAGCUGGACGUGAGCCACAACAGGCUGAGCGUCCUGGGCGCUGAGGCGGUGGGCGCCCUGCGCGAGCUGCGGAAGCUCAACCUCAGCCACAACCAGCUGCCCGCCCUGCCUGCCCAGCUGGGUGCGCUGGUCCACCUGGAAGAGCUGGACGUCAGCUUCAAUCGGCUGGCGCACCUGCCCGACUCCCUCGCUGGCCUCUCCCGCCUGCGCACCCUCGACGUGGACCAUAACCAGCUCACGGCUUUUCCCCGGCAGCUGCUGCAGCUGGCGGCCCUGGAGGAGCUGGACGUGUCCAGCAACCGCCUGCGGGGCCUCCCUGAGGAUAUCAGUGCCCUGCGCGCCCUCAAGAUCCUCUGGCUGAGCGGGGCCGAGCUUGGCACCCUGCCGAGCGGCUUCUGCGAGCUGGCCAGCCUGGAGAGCCUCAUGCUGGACAACAACGGGCUGCGGGCUCUGCCCCCCCAGUUCAGCCGUCUGCAGCGACUCAAAAUGCUCAACCUCUCCUCCAACCUCUUGGAGGAGUUCCCGGCCGCCCUGCUGCCCCUGGCUGGCCUGGAGGAGCUCUACCUUAGUCGCAACCAGCUCACCUCGGUGCCAUCCCUGAUCUCAGGCCUGGGCCGUCUUCUCACCCUGUGGCUGGAUAACAACAGGAUCCGCUACCUGCCCGACUCCAUCGUCGAGCUCACUGGCCUGGAGGAGCUUGUCCUGCAGGGGAACCAGAUCGCCGUGCUGCCAGACAACUUUGGCCAGCUCUCCCGCGUGGGCCUGUGGAAGAUCAAGGACAACCCGCUGAUCCAACCCCCCUACGAGGUCUGUAUGAAGGGGAUCCCGUACAUCGCCGCCUACCAGAAGGAGCUGGCUCAUUCCCAGCCGGCGGUCCAGCCGCGCCUCAAGCUGCUUCUGAUGGGUCAGAAGGCGGCAGGAAAGACCCUCCUCCGGCACUGCCUCACUGAGGGCAGAGUGGAGGGGAAGCACGGAGGAGGGUGCCAGGAGAAGACCUACCCGCCUUCGCCUCCGCUCGGGAGCAAGGGCAUCGAGGUGACCAGCUGGACGGCGGAUGCGUCCCGGGGCCUGCGGUUCAUCGUGUACGACCUAGCCGGGGACGAACGCUACGAGGUAAUCCAGCCCUUCUUCCUCUCCCCCGGGGCCCUGUACGUGCUGGUGGUGAACUUGGCCACCUACGAGCCGCUCCGCUUUCCCACCACCGUGGGCUCCUUCUUGCAUCGGGUGGGGGCCCGGGUGCCCCACGCCGUGGUGUGCAUCGUGGGCACCCACGCCGACCUGUGCGGGGAGCAGGAGCUGGAGGAGAAGUGUCUGGACAUCCACCGCCAGAUCGCCCUGCAGGAGAAGCACGACGCCGAGGGGCUGAGCCGUCUGGCCCAGGUGGUGGACGAGGCGCUGGCCCGGGACUUCGAGCUCCGUUCCGCCAGCCCUCAUGCCGCCUACUACGGGGUGUCCGACAAGAACCUCCGGCGGCGCAAGGCCCAUUUCCAGUACCUGCUCAACCACAGGCUGCAGAUCCUCUCGCCGGUGCUGCCGGUCAGCUGCCGGGACCCGCGCCAGUUACAGCGCCUGCGCGACAAACUGCUCUCGGUGGCGGAGCACCGCGAAAUCUUCCCCAACUUACACCGCGUGCUGCCCCGGUCCUGGCAGGUGCUGGAGGAGCUGCACUUCCAGCCCCCGCAGGCGCAGCGGCUCUGGCUCAGCUGGUGGGACUCGGCUCGCCUGGGGCUGCAGGCCGGGCUGACUGAGGACCGGCUGCAGAGCGCCCUAUCCUACCUGCACGAGAGCGGCAAGCUGCUGUACUUCGAGGACAGCCCGGCCCUCAAGGAGCACGUCUUCCACAACCUCUCCCGCCUCAUAGACAUCCUCAACGUCUUCUUCCAGAGGGACCCUUCCUUGCUACUGCAGAAGCUGCUCCUGGGGACCAGCGGCGAGGCCGAGGCCGAGGGCCGGGCCGAAAGCUCCCCGCUGAUGGCACCGCCUGCCCCGACCCAGGACGCACUUCGGGCCACCCAGCUCCAUCACUACGUGGAGGGCUUUCUGCUGCACGGGCUCCUGCCAGCCCACGUCAUCCGGUUGCUGCUGAAGCCUCACGUCCAAGCUCAGCAGGACCUGCAGCUGCUGCUGGAGCUGCUGGAGAAGAUGGGACUCUGUUACUGCCUCAACAAAGCCAAGGGCAAGCCCCUGAAUGGGUCCACGGCCUGGUACAAGUUCCCCUGCUAUGUGCAGAACGAGGUGCCGCACGCCGAGGCCUGGAUUAACGGGACCAACCUGGCCGGGCAGUCCUUUGUGGCUGAGCAGCUGCAGAUUGAAUACAGUUUUCCCUUCACCUUUCCACCCGGCUUGUUCGCCCGUUACAGCGUCCAGAUCAACAACCACGUGGUGCACAGGUCGGAUGGCAAACUUCAGAUCUUUGCCUACAGGGGGAAGGUCCCGGUGGUGGUGAGCUACAGACCUGCCAAGGGGGUCCUGCAGCCGGACACCCUGUCCAUUGCCAGCCACGCAUCCUUACCGAACAUAUGGACGGCAUGGCAAGCCAUCACCCCCUUGGUAGAGGAACUGAAUGUCCUACUUCAGGAAUGGCCUGGACUGCACUACACGGUGCACAUUCUCUGUUCUAAGUGCCUUAAGAGAGGGUCGCCCAAUCCACACGCUUUCCCAGGGGAGUUGCUGAGUCAGCCCAGACCAGAGGGAGUGGCAGAGAUCAUCUGCCCCAAGAACGGCAGCGAGCGAGUGAACGUUGCCUUGGUUUACCCACCCACACCAACUGUGAUCAGCCCGUGUUCCAAGUAUCUCCAUACUUUCUUGGACAAUUAAGUGGAAAAGAUAGUGCUUCUUUCCCUUAUGCCAUCAUUUUUACUGUACCCAAUCUGUGACUUUAGGAGCACCAAUUUUUAAGGGAAGAACGCUGGGGAAAAGCACAGAAACCAGUGACUUCUACGGCUGUGGGAUUUCCAUGGAGAAAAUAGCAUCAGAACGCACCUGGACCAUCUUCUGUACCCAGCAAACCCUCCACACUCCCAGGCCUGUUCUGUGAACUCGCGUGCAUGUGUGUUCAGGGUGUUUUCGUGCAAGGGAGCACACCUAGCCUGUAGAUGAGGUGGGGAGGGUGCAGGUGGGGGAAAGGACGGGAGAGACUAUGGAGCAAAUGUUUUACAACCUGAACCUCAGAACUGUGAUCCUCCAAGGAGAGCGCUACUUGAAGAAAAGAAAAAAAAAUAAAGUCGAAUGGCUUCUCAGGGAUUUUUUUUUUUUCCGUGCACAUAUAAGCCAUAAUUCCAGUACAGGUGGCAGUAUUCAGAGCACUCAGAUUUCAGUUCUGUUAAAUGUGAAAGAGGGAUCGACUGACCAUUCAUUGCUGUUCCACAACUAGUGUAAAAUAUGUAUAUGUUUAUCUUUAUUUUUAUAAUACGCAAAUACAUUUAAAUUUAUACAGUCUGAAGCUUCUAGCAUUAGUUGACACUGGUGCAAUAUUCUGAUGAGAACUGUGCCAACAUGGGGCUGAUUUCUUUCUUUAGCAUCAGAUGUUUUGUUUAUUCUUUAAGCCUUUGCAGAUUUAAAAAAAGAAAAGAUACCUAUCUCUUUGCUCAUGGCUUAAGUGUUGGUUCAUAGAAGUUAACAAUAAUCAUCAAGAACCUUAAACAAUGCAUUUCAGGCAAUAGCCCCUUCCCCUCCUUUUCACUAAAAAGUCCCUGGUCACUAGGUGAUACUCUGAUGGAGGCCUGGUGAUUAAGAUUCUUCAGGGGAGGGGGAUUAAGGGGUCCACAUAUCCAAGGAAGAGUGGAGUCUUGCAAUAGCUUAGAUAGUCAGGCGUUAGUUCCAAAGCAUGUAAAGAGCUCUGCUAAUAGGUCCUGUUCCCACCCCCCCACCACCCCCUAGAACAGAGUCUGUGAAAUUUGGCAGAGCUCUCUGAAAGCUGGUGUCAGACCCUAAGAUAGUGAGUUGCCUAAUUGAAGAGCAUAAGCCCACAUUGGUUAUUUAUAAAUACAGAGCCUCUGAUUGGAUGGCCUACUGCCAAGAACUAGUAAAACCCUGGUUUUAAAAUCUCCAUGACAUAAAACCUAAAAAGCCAACCAACCAAACCGCUCUCUCCUCCUCAUCGGGGCCAAACAGCGUCUACUGCAAUAGUAACACAUUCUUUGAAGAGUGUGCGUGACUCUGUUUACAUCUGCCUCCUCUGCAUGCUGAUUGAAAAAUGUGUGAAACUGUUUCUUUCCAGUGUAAGGCAAGAAAAACUAGUCAGCGGUAUUACUCAUUUACUUCUAUAAAGUAUUGUCUCUUGGAAUGCUACAGUAUACGAUGUCUCCACAUAUUUAAAAAAUAACAAAGAAGUGGCUGCAUCACACACACAAAAAAAACCACAAAUCAAUUUUUGUAGAUGGUUUUGUGCCCCAGGAGUUAACUUUAUGAACUCCAGAACCUCUAGUCAAACAAGCAUGAUUUCUUAUAAUCAUAAAAUCAAAUGGGAUCAGACUAGUUCUGCAUUUUAAUACUUGAGUAUGGCACCUCCUAUUUGCAAUUUCAUUUUCUUUUGGAACAGUCACAAGAUUCACCUUGUUAAUCCUUCUGUCACAGUUCUCCUGUGCGUGUGUGCAUGUGUGUGUAAGUGUAAACUGAAUGGUAACAUUUAAUUGCUUUAUGGACCACUGAAUUGUUGGGCAUAAAAGUUUUCCAAUUGGCAGGAGACAGUUCUUCAACUGUCAAAUUAACCGACUUUGACCAGAAAAAGGCUGGUAAAGUGACUUCAGGCUAACUCCCCAGGGGACCAUAUUAACUGAAAAAAAAAAAUGUUCCUUUGGGUGACAUACCCUGCAAAGUGUGUGCUCUUAUUAUGAACAUAGAUGCCCACAUUCUUAAUAUCUGCUCUUUUUGGACACGUGAUGUUUUAUGCUGUCAUCUGAACCUUAGAGAAGCAGUGUAAGAAGAAAUCUUGGUAUCACAUGUAUUUUAGCAAAAAAAAAAAAGUUAUCCUGAUAGAGGGUCAUGUGACCAAAAGCAGCUCCAGAAAAGCUUGAGAACUUGCUUCGGGGGAGGGGGGACGGUUGGAGAUACAGAAAACACACUGCUCUAUAGGAAUUUUCUUCAUCUAUGCAGGAAAUUCCAUUCUCUCUUUCAACACCUGGGAAGGCUCAGUUGGGGAGGCUGACUGAUGGGCAAUUCGCUAAGCACAAAGGGGGAUCUUUUCCAACUAAGUCGUCCCUGCCUUGCAAACAGACGCCCUCCAAGUUUGUUAUGGUUUCUAUUCCUGCAUCUUGUGGUAUCAAAACCACUUCCUGGAAUUGUAAACGCGCUGCCAGAAUAAAUGUUUUUUCCCCCUUCCAAGAAAAAAACCGCCAGUGCUCAUAUUUGACACUUGUGCAUUGGACUCUUUUUGAAUGAAUAAAAUGGAAAGGGUUUGGUGUCAUU